AUGGAUGUCCCCGGCAUCGCAUUGAUCACUGGCGCCGCAUCAGGCAUCGGACGAGCCUGCGCAAAAGCUUUUGCCAAAGAAGGCGUAUCCGGACUAGCUCUGGUUGAUCUGACUGAAGAAGCUUUGACAGCCGUCAAAUCUGAGAUUGAAGAGUUACAACGUACUCUCGGCCAAACCAACCCCUGCCGAGUCGAGAUCUACCCAACCAACGUCGCAGACGAAACACGCGUGAACGAAGUCAUCGAAACGGUCUCGCGGACAUUCGGUCGCCUUGACUAUGUCGUCAAUGCAGCGGGCAUCGCAAUGAAACACCAAGGUGGUGCAGCCUUUGCCGAAACCGCAGAUUGGAAUCGAAUUCUAGACGUCAAUCUCACGGGGACAUUCUUCGUUCUCCGUGCUGCGGCAAAGAUUAUGUUGAAGCAAGAACCUAUCAAGUCCAGUAUCGACGGUCGCUCCUUGCAGCGUGGGUCUAUCGUGAAUUUCUCCUCGAUUCAGGGUGUCGUGGGUAUUCCCUUGUCGACGGCGUAUACUGUGACCAAACACGCCGUGAUCGGGUUGACGAGAACGGCUUCGGAGGACUAUGCAAAGGAGGGAUUGAGAAUUAAUGCCAUUUGCCCUGGAUAUACGGAGACACCACUCACGACCAAGUCGCCUGCUAUCUUGCAGGCCAUGGUGGAGCGUGUUGCGACCGCAGUGCCGAUGGAGCGAAUGGGACGACCGGAGGAGAUUGCAGAUGGAGUUUUGUAUCUCGCAGGAGGUCGGAGUUCUUUUGUAACGGGAACUGCAUUGAUGGUUGAUGGUGGAUACACGCAGCGAUAA
Penicillium cataractarum is the source of this 819-nucleotide messenger RNA. RefSeq names its product SDR family NAD(P)-dependent oxidoreductase. Lineage: Eukaryota; Fungi; Ascomycota; Eurotiomycetes; Eurotiales; Aspergillaceae. The transcript has a single exon. The record is from RefSeq and is a predicted model, not a curated record. Gene Ontology annotation, molecular function: oxidoreductase activity, acting on the CH-OH group of donors, NAD or NADP as acceptor. The coding region runs from base 1 to 819 and encodes 272 amino acids.